AUGGCUGAACCGAACAAGCCAAACCACCGCGCCUGGUGGAAAGAAAGCUCCGUCUAUCAGAUCUGGCCUGCAUCAUUCAAGGAUUCGAAUAACGAUGGCAUUGGCGAUAUUCCCGGUAUUAUCUCUGAGCUGGACUAUAUCAAGAACUUGGGCGUUGAUAUCGUCUGGCUGUGCCCGUCCUACAAAUCUCCCCAGGUUGAUAUGGGCUACGACAUCGCCGACUAUUACAGUAUCGCCGAUGAAUAUGGUACGGUCGCAGAUGUUGAAAAGCUGAUCCAGGGGUGCCAUCAACGGGGCAUGAAGCUCCUCAUGGACCUCGUGGUCAACCACACUAGUGAUCAACAUGAGUGGUUCAAGCAAUCACGCAGCUCCAAGGACAACGAGUACCGGGACUGGUACGUCUGGAGACCUCCUCGCUAUGACGAGGAUGGCAAUCGCCAGCCUCCGAAUAAUUGGAUUUCCCACUUCCAGGGAAGUGCAUGGCAAUUCGACGAACACACCGGUGAAUACUACCUCCAUCUAUACGCCACCGAGCAACCAGAUCUCAACUGGGAACACCCUCCUGUCGUCAAAGCCGUCCAUGACAUCGUACGAUUCUGGCUCAACAAAGGCUGCGAUGGUUUCCGCAUGGAUGUCAUCAACUUCAUCAGCAAAGACCAGAAUUUCCCCGAUGCAGAGGUCACAGAUGCGCGCCGAGGAUGGCAAUGGGGUGAUAAAUUCUACGCCAAUGGACCCCGUCUGCACGAGUAUCUUCAGGGCAUUGGCGCAAUUCUCAAAGAAUAUGACGCCUUUAGUGUAGGCGAGAUGCCUUUUGUUAAAGACGAGAAGGAAGUACUCAAGGCUGUGCAGUUCGACCGGAACGAGAUUAACAUGAUCUUCAACUUCGAGCAUGUCGAUAUUGACCACGGGCCCCAUGCUAAUAAGUUUGAACCCGGUAGCUGGAAACUUUCCCAGCUUAAGGAAUUCUUCGCACGCUGGCAGACUUUUAUGUAUGCGAAUGAUGGGUGGAAUGCGCUUUACUGGGAGAACCACGAUCAGCCUCGCUCGAUUGAUCGCUUUGCGAACGCCCCUGAAGAGUACCGUCGUGAUUCCUCCAAGAUGCUGGCAAUCGCGCUGGCUCUGCAAUCGGGGACUCCGUUUGUGUACCAAGGCCAGGAAAUUGGGGAACAGAAGAAGGACUACUUCAAUGCGGAAGCCCAGGCCAUUGCUCAACAAGAAUACCAGAAGAAAUCCCGCGACAACGCACGUACCCCAGUACAGUGGUCCGAUGCUGAGAAUGCCGGUUUCACUGGACCAGGCGUCAAGCCUUGGAUGUCGGUGAACCCGGAUUACGUUCGAGUCAACGCCGCAGCGGAAGUCAAGGACCCCAAUUCGACCUACCACUUUUGGGCUUCGGUGCUUGGCCUUCGCAAGAAGUAUUUGGAUGUAUUCGUCUAUGGAGACUGGGUCCAAGUCGACAAACCCAAUGAGGAGGUGUUCGCGUUCACUCGUCAAUAUGAGAACCAGAAGGCGUUGGUCGUGUGCAACUUCACUGCGAAGACUGUGGAUUGGAACGCCGGAAGUAACGGGGUCUCUUCUAUAAAGGAGGUGAUUCUUAACAACUACGACGGCACUACAGAAGCUACACAACGCUUCUCUGGUGGUAAGUGGUCGCUCCGGCCUUAUGAGGCUGUAGUUGUUCUUCUAUAG
Messenger RNA from Penicillium cosmopolitanum, 1689 nucleotides. RefSeq names its product glycoside hydrolase family 13 protein. Bases 1 to 1689 code for a protein of 562 amino acids. The record is from RefSeq and is a predicted model, not a curated record. The transcript has 3 exons. Gene Ontology annotation, biological process: oligosaccharide catabolic process. Gene Ontology annotation, molecular function: alpha-amylase activity. NCBI's taxonomy places the organism in Eukaryota, Fungi, Ascomycota, Eurotiomycetes, Eurotiales, Aspergillaceae.